AUGAAGGAGAGUGAAAUAUCGAAUGAUAUUUACUAUAGUGAUGCCAUAGACGGUCUAGAGAGAUUCACUUUGUGGGCCCUAAACCUUGGGGCUUUGAGAGAGCCUGGCUCUCAGCUAUCAAUAGAGUACCGACUCGCAGAGGAUCCAGAUAUUCGAAUUGCAAUUCAUCAGCAGCUCGACGAUUUCUUAGAAGCUAUUGAUGAUGUGGCCACAAUUGUGCAGGGAAGUCAGGCAAGUUACGAGUCAAAGGAAGACGACAAAGAUAUGGAACAUCGUGAUGGCUUCGAUGAUACCAAGGAAGAGCCAUCCGAAGUGAUUUGCACGAACUUCGAGCUGAUAUCUAUGUCCCUGGAGGCGCUCUUUCGAAUUGCCGAUCUCGUCAGAAAAGCAAACCCUUCGCCACCCUGGCAGCAUGCAGAGGACGCUGAUUGCCCAAGCAGCCUUCAAACUAGAGUUACUGGAAAUCCAGUACCUGAGGCUUUAAACAACGAUGAUCUUGAAGAACCUCUACAGCAACCACCAACUGAAGCUCCCGCCCCCGCUGCCUUAUCCUGA
This is a messenger RNA of Trichoderma harzianum CBS 226.95, 555 nucleotides long. RefSeq lists its product as hypothetical. The transcript has 3 exons. Lineage: Eukaryota; Fungi; Ascomycota; Sordariomycetes; Hypocreales; Hypocreaceae. The coding region runs from base 1 to 555 and encodes 184 amino acids. The record is from RefSeq and is a predicted model, not a curated record.